Perca fluviatilis (European perch) is the source of this 1756-nucleotide messenger RNA. RefSeq names its product MRN complex interacting protein. NCBI's taxonomy places the organism in Eukaryota, Metazoa, Chordata, Actinopteri, Perciformes, Percidae. Gene Ontology annotation, cellular component: nucleus. The transcript has 7 exons. The record is from RefSeq and is a predicted model, not a curated record. Bases 335 to 1549 code for a protein of 404 amino acids. Gene Ontology annotation, molecular function: chromatin binding. Gene Ontology annotation, biological process: mitotic G2 DNA damage checkpoint signaling.
AGAAGAAUAGAGGCUAAUAGAAUCCAUAGUCAGUCUAUCAUAUAUCUGUGGUCAGUAUAUAAGGUAGAAUCACACGUAGCCAUAGCUUGUCGCCUACUGAACUGAUCGAUGAUCGAUGUAAACAGAUAACAGUAAAGAGAAAGAGAGUCUUUGAUAGAAGCGUUGCUGCUGUCCGCCGGCUGAUCGGAGGAGCUCGGCUCGGCUCGGCUCGGCUCGGCUCGGCUCUGCUCGGAGACAACACACACGGCCGCUGUGACGUAUCCUUAGAGAGAGUCAGACGCGGGGAAAUUCAACCGGAGGAUCAGAUCAGAACCGAGUCCGUCUGUUCGGCGUCAUGGUUCAGGAGUUUCACGUCGUCAGGUGUUUCAGCUGUCAGAGCUUCCAGGUUCACCAGGUGAAGAAAGUGAACAGGUGGAGCUGUAAACUGUGCGGAGAGAAACAGUCGCUGAAGAAGGAGUUUGGGCGGGGCUCCGGGGCCGACUGCAGACGUCAUGUCCAGAAACUCAACGCCAUGAGAGGAGCCGUGAUGGAGAAGCUGGAGCACCACACCUGGUCGCUAUGGAAACAGGAAGUUGAAGAAGAAGAAGAAGAAGAAGAACACGAGCAGGAGAGUCCCGGGAGCCGCUGGAGUAAAUACCUGCCCCCCCCUGAGGAGGCGGAGCCAGAGGACGAGGAGAACGUUUUGAUGGACAGGCAGCAUCUCCAUGGCAACAACCCAGCUGACAGGCAGCAUCUCCAUAGCAACAACCCAGCUGACAGGCAGCAUCUCCAUAGCAACAACCCAGCUGACAGGAAGAGGAAGAGAAGAGAGAGACAGACAGACGGAGGACGGAGCAGCUACACACCUGAACAGUUAAACUGGUCUGGGACAACCUCAGCCAAGACCACCAGUUCUCCCAGUACCAGUCUGAACCAGCACAGUCCCAGCCUAAAGCAGCCCUGUCCCAGUCUAAACCGGCACAGCCUAAACCAGCCCAGUCUGAACCAGCACAGUCCCAGUCUGAACCGGCCCAGUCUGAACCAGCACAGUCCCAGUCUGAACCAGCACAGUCCCAGUCUGAACCAGCCCAGUCUGAACCAGCACAGUCCCAGUCUGAACCGGCCCAGUCUGAACCAGCACAGUCCCAGUCUGAACCGGCCCAGUCUGAACCAGCACAGUCUGAACCAGCACAGUCCCAGCUUAAAGCAGCCCAGUCUGAACCAGCACAGUCCCAGUCUGAACCAGCCCAGUCUGAACCAGCACAGUCCCAGUCUGAACCGGCCCAGUCUGAACCGGCCCAGUCUGAACCGGCCCAGUCUGAACAUGCCCAGUCCUCCCAGUAUGAGUUCUGGACCAGCCUGCAGGUGGUCUUGUUUCCUCAGUAGUUCUGAGAGUCAGACGGAGGGGGCGGAGCCUCUGGUCAGUGGGAGGAGUCAGACAGUGGGCGGAGCUGCUUCGCUGCCCUGUAAUGAUGUCAUCACCCAGGCCCGGCCCCGCCCCCUACUUCCUGUUUCCUCCAUGUUUGACAGCGGCGAGGAUUUCAGCUUCGACGACUUUGAGAUAAACUGAAUCAGUGAUUGUUCAUUUUUUUGUCAAUCAGUUAACCAACCAACCGUUACCGUUCUAUCACAUCAAAAUAAAAUAUAUAUUGUACAUGUUUGUUGACACAAAAACACAUACUGUAUUUGUACUGUACUGUGUAGUUUGUAUUCCUAUUGUUAUUUCAAAAAUAAAACACAUUGUAUAUAUUUGUGCUCUACGCUUUCAAAAUAAAAU